UGUAACGUAUUGAAAUUUGAAAACAAACGUUCAAGGCUCGUUAGAUUUCGGAUUCAUGUUGGUGGUUAUUUUAGAAAUAUUGAGUUUUAUUAGUGUUUUAUGAUACUGCCACUAUUAGGACAUUUUUAGUGAACAUAUGUGAGUUUAUUUAGAAGAAAACUAGUGAAUAAUCAAGCAAAAUGAUUACUUUAACCGAAGAUGUCAACAAGCUAUUCAAUGAGGUUCUCAUGGAGAUAUCCCAGAAUGUCCGUUCCAUGAUGGAGGAACUGUGGCUGAACUGGUCACACCUCGGCGUGGAUGACAGCACCAAAGUGAACAACAUUACCAAGUUGGUGCAGAUUGAGAAGGAACUGCAUAGAGAUGUCAUCUCCGAGACCAGACAGAAGCUCAAGACUAUGCAGGGACAAGUUGACAAAUUGAAGGAAGAAACAGAAGAGCUCAGCCGGUGUCUGUCAGUGGACAUUACAAUUUUGGACUUCAAGGAAGACAUGAUGCUGGUUGAAUACAAGAGAGAAUUGGAAGAACAGAUUGCUGGAUACAGAGAACAAGUGGAACAGCGCCGCAUGAAGAUGGAGAGGCUCCUGGAAUGGCAGCGAGACCUCGCUGACAAGCUUGGAGUCACCAUCCAGGAGUUGCAGGAGGUACCUCUCCCAGCCGAGGAGGAACUGGACAGGCUGAAGGAACACCUGGAAACGCUGCAAGCGGAGAGAGAUAAGAGAGCAGAAAUCUUUUUGAAUAUUCAAGUGGAAAUUAAGGAUAUUAUGGACAAACUGCGAAUCAAGCCACAGAACAAGUUCGAACAUAUUGUGACAUCAUCUCUGUCAGUUGACUUCAAAGUCACUGAUCUGAACAUGGAUCGCCUCUCCAAGCUUCAGCAAGAUUUGCAAGAGAAAUAUGAACAAACUAACAACAGGGUCUUAGAACUCCGUGAACGCCUGUCAAAGCUGUGGGAAUGUUUGGAUGAAGAUCAGAUCUACCGUGAAAACUUCUUGCACGCACAUCCCGGGUGUCACCCGCAGACUGAGGCCGCCAUCAAAGAGGAGAUCAAGCGCUGUGACCAGAUCAAGAGGCAGAAGAUUCAGGUGUUCGUAGCCAACGUCCGCACUAAGAUCAAGUUGAUGUGGGACAACGUGAUGUACUCGAGCCGCGAACGUGAAGAGUUCGUGCAUUACUACCAGGACAUCUUCACUGAAGACACGUUGACGCUGCAUGAACUGUAUCUUGAGAAGAUUACGAAAUAUUAUAAUGAACACAAGCACAUAUUCGAGCUGGUGGUGACUCGCAAAAACCUUUGGCUGAAGAUGACGGAGCUCGAGGCUCGAGCUACGGAGCCGGGUCGUUAUCACAACCGCGGCGGGCAGCUGCUGCGAGAGGAGAAAGAGAGGAAGGCUAUCGCUAGCAAUUUACCGAAAAUCGAGGCGCAGAUCCGUGAACUAGUGACCGAACAUGAAGCCAAGACUGGUAACACGUUCACUAUUGACGGAAAGCCUCUGCUUCAACUGAUGGAAGACGAAUGGGAGACCAGGAAAGCUGAGCGUCACAACAAGCUAUCAGCUCGCAAGCAGGCGUUGACACCGACCACGCCGCUGUUCCGCUCGCUGGCCACCUCCCCGCUCGGCAAGCGGAAUAGGACUGCGGCCGGACUGGCUGCCACUGCUGAGAGGAACAGGCCGCCGUCCAAACGCCAGCUGAUCACGGGUAGUGCGACCAAGGCGGUGACGACAUUCACUAACAACUUGUCUGCGCUCAAGAGAUCUGCUAUUACUACUGUUAAGAGGCGCAUAAGCGGACGUCUGGCAGCGCGGGCAGUUGCGGAGGGUAAGGAUGCGAAGAGGAAGCUCGACUAUGGAGGUGAACUGAGGAAAACGCCAAAGACGGUCAAUGGCAGCAUUCUCAAGCAUAAGCGUACGUCUCACGGCAAGCGUCGCAGCAGCAGCCGUCGCUCGAUCAACGCGACGCGCUCCACGGGCUCGCAGGAGGACCGCGCCAACAAGGACCCGCUCAUGGAGACCACGCUCCUCACUACCUAUACCGACUUCAAGGACGGCAUCAACGAAAAACAGAUUAGUCGCAGCUCCAUGGCCAACCCGAGACCGAGCGAAGCGGUCCUCCCUACCAUCGUUUACCAUCCCAUAGACGAGCGAAGUGCCACCCCAAAAAAAACUCCGAGGGUCAAAACACCAUUGACGCCUAAAGUCGGCAAGGAGAACAUUCAACACGUCAAUAAUUUGGCCAUGACACCUAAGAGUAACCUGAUGUACACUCCGACCAGGUUAACUCGAUCCGCCCUAAAGCUUAACCACGACGGCUUCGCAACUCCCCGCGCUCCGCUCAGCGCAAACAAAGUCAACCUGCAGAGACAGAACACAGUCGCCACCUUGACAGUCAAAACUACCCCCAACAACGUUAGCAGGUCUAAGUCACACUCCAAUCUAGUGCGAGCGAAGAAUCUCCCGCCUCUAAUCUAAGCACAUAGACUGAGCGCAGCCCUUGCGACUUGAUAUAAACGUUGGUUUCGUUUUAUUGAGUUUUUUUUCUUCACGUUUAUAUCAAGAUGCAAGUCCUGCGCCUUACAAUAUUAUUAGCCAUGAUUUUCAUACGAGAAUCAAUUUGUAAUUAUAAAAUAAUAUUCAGAUUUUUUUUUAACAAUUUAUUUUUGUGUUUGUCGAUGGUUUGACUCAAGUUUUGUGACGUAUUAAAUGGUCGUUUUGUCGUUGAUAAAUAUAAUGUUUUGAUUUUUAUCCUUGUAUAUUUGAAUCUCUAUUAUAAUUAUGUGCUGAGUAAUUGCAUUCAAUUUUAAUAAGAAUUGGUUGGUUUUGUUUAUAGAUGUGAUUGAUAGUAUUUUAAUUGAUAGAUAGUUUUAUAAGUUACUUUCAGUUCUAACAAGAAUUAUUUUAGUUUUGUCUUCAAUUGGAAUACUUGUUCUUUUAGAGUAGUUUUUAGUCACAUUGUUUACUAACAUUAUUGAUUCUCAUCUUUUAUCUUAUGACAAAUUGUUUCUUUCAUUUACUUCAAAUUGUUCUUGAAUUGUUUUGUGGAAAAAGAUCAUUCAGUAUUGAUACAAUUAAGUAUUUUUCAGAGCGUUGUUUAUGCUCAGCGCAUGGCAAACUUCCACGACAGGCAGCUUACCAUUACUAAAGAAGGUUAUUUUGAAAAGUUUGAACAUUCCAAAAGACAUUGUACUUAAUUUCGAUCAGUAUUUCAAGAACUAGAAAGAUCACAAAAGGCCAUAUCUCAUGCUAACAUUAAUAUAAAACUAAUUGAUAUGCGUCGCUUUAUUUAACUAAUGUAUAAUUUUAGUAAUUUUAAAAUGUAAAUUAUGGUUGUAAUAUAUUUGCAUAGUUUAAAACG
Molecule: messenger RNA, 3351 nt
Organism: Helicoverpa armigera (cotton bollworm)
Lineage: Eukaryota; Metazoa; Arthropoda; Insecta; Lepidoptera; Noctuidae
Product: protein regulator of cytokinesis 1
Exons: 14
Coding region: 180-2468 (762 amino acids)
Biological process (GO): microtubule cytoskeleton organization; mitotic spindle midzone assembly
Cellular component (GO): spindle; cytoplasm; mitotic spindle midzone
Molecular function (GO): microtubule binding
Source: RefSeq, a predicted model, not a curated record